GUGACGUACUGUGCUUGGCCGGCCCUGCAGUGGGCUGUAGUUCUGUUGUGGUGGUUGAGCCCUUUGAGGGGAAAAUGGCUUGGACUGCGGCGGCUGCGACGGCUCUGGUUGCAGUGGAGGCAGAGGCUCAGGCAGCGUGAGGUCUUGCUAUUUUGGAAGCUACAAGAGAAAAUAGAUUAAGGGAAGAUUUGGUCUUCUUAUUGGACAUGGCUCAGAUAUCAAGCAACAAUGGAUUUAAACAGUGUUCAUCUUCCCAUCUGGAUCCAACAAGAACAAAAGAAGUGGACAAAGAAGAAGCAUUACAGAUGGAAGCAGAGGCUUUAGCAAAACUGCAGAAGGAUAGACAAGUGACUGACAGUCAAAGAAGCUUUGAGUGGUCAAGCAGCACCAGACAAAAAGCACAAGUUUUAAACAAACAGGAUUAUGAUCUUAUGGUGUUUCCUGAAUCAGAGUCCCACCAGAGAGCAGUUGAUAUUGAUGUAGAAAAGCUCACCCAAGCUGAACUUGAGAGACUAUUAUUGGAUGAUGGUUUUGAGACUAGAAGAACACCUGUGUUGCCCGUUACUCCUGUUCUGAGCCCUUCAUUUUCAGCACAGCUCUAUCUUAGACCUACUAUUCAGAGAGGACCAUGGCUACCUGGAUUAUCUGGGCCUUCCACUUACACUUCUAUUUAUCCCUCAACUUACAGUAAACAGGCUGCAUUCCAGAAUGGCUUCAAUCCAAGGAUGCCUACUUUUCCAUCUACUGAACCUAUAUAUUUAAGACUUCCCGGACAGACUCCAUAUUUUUCGUAUCCUUUGACACCUACCACCCCCUUUCAUCCACAAGGAAGCUUACCAAUCUAUGGUCCAGUAGUCAGUCCUGACAUGGCAAAACUAUUUGACAAAAUAGCCAGUACAUCCGAAUUUUUAAAAAAUGGCAAAGCAAGGACUGAUUUGGAGAUAACAAAUUCAAAAGCUACUGUCAACAAUCUACAGGUAUCUCCAGAGACUGAGGAUAUUAGUAAAUUUGACUGGCUAGACUUGGAUCCUCUAAGUAAGCCGAAGGUGGACAAUGUGGAAGUACUAGACCAGGAAGAAUACAAACAUGUUCCAAGUUUGCUAGCAGAGGAUCCUUGGGAUGCUGUUCUUCUAGAAGUGAGAUCACCUGCAAGUGGUCACCUCGAAAGAAAGAUGAAUGGAAAAUCUUUUUCUGGGGCAACUGUAACAAGAAGCCAGUCUUUAAAUAUUCGAACAACUCACCUUACGGAAGUCCAGGGCCAAAUACCUCAGAAAGACUCACCUGGGACCAAUAGUUUGCCAACUGGAAGUUCUCUUCUACAACAAAUUGAAGUACAGAAUGAGGAGAUGACAGCUUUUUGUCAAUCCAUUGCAAAAUUGAAGAACAAAUUUCCAUACUUCAAUCAUUGCACAAAUCCAGGCUAUUUGUUAAGUCCAGUCACAGUGCAAAGAAAUGUAUGUGGAGAAAAUGCUAGUGUGAAGGUCUCCAUUGAAAUUGAAGGAUUUCAACUACCUGUUACUUUCACAUGUGAUGUGAGUUCCACAGUAGAAAUCAUUAUAAUGCAAGCCCUUUGCUGGGUUCAUGAUGACUUGAAUCAAGUAGAUGUUGGCAGCUAUGUCCUGAAAGUUUGUGGUCAAGAGGAGGUGCUGCAGAACAACCAUUGCCUUGGAAGUCAUGAACAUAUUCAAAACUGUCGAAAAUGGGACACAGAGAUUAAAUUACAACUCUUGACCUUCAGUGCAAUGUGCCAGAAUCUAGCCAGAACAGCAGAAGAUGAUGAAACACCCGUGGAUUUAAACAAAUACCUGUAUCAAAUAGAAAAACCUUAUAAAGAAGUCAUGACAAGACACCCUGUUGAAGAACUCUUAGAUUCUUAUCACAACCAAGUGGAACUGGCUCUUCAAAUUGAAAACCAGUACCGAGCUGUAGAUCAAGUAAUUAAAGCUGUAAGAAAAAUCUGUAGUGCUUUAGAUGGUGUAGAGACUCCUGCCAUUACAGAAUCAAUAAAGAAGCUAAAGAGAGCAGUUAACCUUCCAAGGAGUAAAAGUGCUGAUGUGACUUCACUAUCUGGAGGAGAUACUAGCAAAAGCUCAACUGGAGGCUCCCUGAAUCUUGAAAAUCCUGUUCAAGUGAGCAUGGACCAAUUAACUGCAGCAAUUUAUGAUCUUCUCAGACUUCAUGCAAAUUCUGUUAGGAGUCCUGAAGACUGUACUCACAGUAGGAACAUCAAGGAAGCGUGGACCACCGCAGACCAGCUCCAGUUUACUAUUUUUGCUGUACAUGGAAUUUCAAGUAACUGGAUAUCAAAUUAUGAGAAAUACUACUUGAUAUGUUCCCUAUCACACAAUGGAAAGGAUCUUUUUAAACCUAUUCAAUCAAAGAAGGUUGGCACUUACAGAAAUUUCUUCUAUCUUAUUAAAUGGGAUGAACUAAUUAUUUUUCCCAUCCAGAUAUCACAAUUGCCAUUAGAAUCACUUCUUCAUCUUACUCUUUUUGGAAUUUUAAAUCAGAGCAGUGGAAGUUCCCCUGAUUCUAAUAAGCAGAGGAAGGGCCCAGAAGCUUUGGGCAGAGUUUCUUUGCCUCUUUUUGACUUUAAACGGUUUUUAACGUGUGGAACUAAACUUCUAUAUCUUUGGACCUCUUCGCAUACAAAUCCUAGUCCUGGAACAAUCCCCAAAAAAGGAUGUGUCAUGGAAAGAAUAGUACUACAGGUUGAUUUUCCUUCUCCUACGUUUGAUAUUAUUUACACAACUCCUCAAGUUGACAGAGGCAUUAUACAGCAAUACAACUUAGAAACACUGGAAAAUGAUAUAAAAGAAAAACUUCUUGAUAUUCUUCACAGAGACUCAUCACUUGGGCUUUCUAAAGAAGAUAAAGCCUUUCUGUGGGAGAAACGGUAUUACUGCUUCAAACACCCAAAUUGUCUUCCUAAAAUACUAGCAAGUGCCCCAAACUGGAAAUGGGUUAAUCUUGCCAAAACCUACUCAUUGCUUUACCAGUGGCCUCCAUUGUAUCCACUGGCUGCAUUGGAGCUUCUUGAUUCAAAAUUUGCUGAUCAGGAAGUGAGAACCCUAGCUAUGACCUGGAUUGAGGCCAUUAGUGAUGAUGAGCUGACAGAUCUCCUUCCACAGUUCGUGCAAGCUUUGAAAUACGAAAUUUACUUGAAUAGUUCAUUAGUGCACUUCCUUCUGUCCCGGGCAUUGGGAAAUAUCCAGAUAGCACACAAUUUAUAUUGGCUUCUCAAAGAUGCCCUGCAUGAUACCCAGUUUGGUACCCGAUAUGAACAUGUGUUGGGUGCUCUCCUCUCAAUAGGAGGGAAAAGACUCAGAGAAGAACUUUCUAAGCAGACGAAAUUUGUACAACUACUAGGUGGAGUAGCAGAAAAAGUAAAGCAGGCUAGUGGAUCAGCCAGACAGGUUGUCCUCCAAAGGAGUAUGGAAAGAGUACAGUCCUUUUUCUUGAGAAAUAGAUGCCGUCUCCCUCUCAAGCCAAGUCUGGUGGCAAAAGAGUUAAAUAUUAAGUCAUGUUCCUUCUUCAGUUCUAAUGCCGUGCCCCUAAAAGUCACCAUGGUGAAUGCUGAUCCAAUGGGGGAAGAAAUUAAUGUCAUGUUUAAGGUUGGUGAAGAUCUUAGGCAAGAUAUGUUGGCUUUACAGAUGAUAAAGAUCAUGGAUAAGAUCUGGCUUAAAGAAGGCCUUGACUUGAGGAUGGUAAUUUUCAGAUGUCUCUCAACUGGCAGAGAUCGAGGCAUGGUGGAGCUAGUUCCUGCUUCAGAUACCCUCAGGAAAAUCCAAGUGGAAUAUGGUGUGACUGGAUCCUUUAAAGAUAAACCACUUGCUGAGUGGCUAAGGAAAUAUAAUCCCUCUGAAGAAGAAUAUGAAAAGGCUUCUGAGAAUUUUAUCUAUUCUUGUGCUGGAUGCUGUGUAGCCACCUAUGUUUUAGGCAUUUGUGAUCGACACAAUGACAAUAUAAUGCUUCGAAGUACAGGACACAUGUUCCACAUUGACUUUGGAAAGUUUUUGGGCCAUGCACAGAUGUUUGGUAGCUUUAAAAGGGAUCGGGCUCCGUUUGUGCUUACCUCUGAUAUGGCAUAUGUCAUUAAUGGGGGAGAAAAGCCUACCAUUCGUUUCCAGUUGUUUGUGGACCUCUGCUGUCAGGCCUACAACUUGAUAAGAAAGCAAGCAAACCUCUUUCUUAACCUCCUUUCACUGAUGAUUCCUUCAGGCUUACCAGAACUUACAAGUAUUCAAGACUUGAAAUAUGUUAGAGAUGCACUGCAACCCCAGACUACGGAUGCAGAAGCUACAAUUUUCUUCACUAGGCUGAUUGAGUCCAGUUUGGGAAGCAUUGCUACAAAGUUUAACUUUUUCAUUCACAACCUUGCUCAGCUUCGUUUUUCUGGUCUUCCUUCUAAUGAUGAGCCCAUCCUUUCAUUUUCACCCAAAACAUACUCCUUUAGACAAGAUGGUCGAAUCAAGGAAGUGUCUGUUUUCACAUACCAUAAGAAAUACAACCCAGACAAACAUUAUAUAUAUGUGGUGCGAAUUUUGAGAGAAGGACAAUUUGAACCAUCAUUUGUGUUCCGGACAUUUGAUGAAUUUCAAGAACUUCAUAACAAGCUCAGCAUUAUUUUUCCACUUUGGAAAUUACCUGGCUUUCCUAAUAGGAUGGUUCUAGGAAGAACACACAUAAAAGAUGUAGCAGCCAAAAGAAAAAUUGAGUUAAACAGUUAUUUACAGAGUCUGAUGAGAGCUUCAACAGAUGUAGCAGAGUGUGAUCUUGUUUGUACUUUUUUCCACCCUUUACUUCGUGAUGAAAAAGCUGAAGGAAUAACUAGGUCUGCAGGUGCAGGUCCCUUCAGUCCUACUGCAGGCCAAGUAGGAGGAGCAGUGAAGUUAUCUAUCUCUUACCGCAAUGGUACUCUCUUCAUCAUGGUGAUGCACAUCAAGGAUCUUGUCACUGAAGAUGGGGCUGACCCAAACCCAUAUGUCAAAACAUACCUACUUCCAGAUACCCACAAAACAUCCAAGCGUAAAACAAAAAUUUCACGAAAAACUAGGAAUCCAACAUUCAAUGAAAUGCUUGUGUACAGUGGAUAUAGCCAAGAAACUCUAAGACAAAGGGAACUUCAGCUUAGCGUACUCAGCGCAGAAUCUCUGCGAGAGAACUUUUUCUUGGGUGGAAUAACCCUGCCUUUGAAGGAUUUCAACUUGAGCAAAGAGACAGUUAAGUGGUAUCAGCUUACUGCCGCAACGUACUUGUAAACCAGUCAGUUUCUGAGCUUUGGAAGCAAGAACAGUUAUAAAUUUAUGCACACAUGCAUGCACAAACACACUUGUGAACUUUGUAUAGUAUUUUUAUACUUGAGCAGAAGUUAUAAAGUUAAAUAUAUUUGCUGCAUUUCAGUACAUCUGUUGGACCAACAGUCACAUAACUUUUAUAAAAUUUGGGAAGCCGUUUAACAAUAUAUAUGUCCUGAAAAAGACUUUGAGGUUGUACUACAUCAGUUUGGCCACCUAUUCUGGAUUCUUAUUCAGACAUAGUGUAUGUUUUCCUGUUAUGUACUUUUUACAACCUUUACCACUGUGUAUGUUCACAACCACCAAAGUAAAGGAAAGAUGCAGAAUGUUACCAAAAAACACAGCUGCUAUUCACUGGGUUGAAAAGCAAAGCACAAAUAGUAGAUAGCUAUGUUAAGAACUACUAAGUAGUUUAUAGAAGUAGGGGAAAAUACUGUUUUUUAUUGAUUAUUAAAAGCGUUUUUCAUAAUAAGUGCCAAUCACUGAAGUUGUAAAUAAUGGUGCCUUACUUAACUUGAUAUGCUUCCUUGGCACUUCAUAUCUGAUUUUUUUUCUGACUUGAUAAACAAUAAAUAGUUUUCAUUCACUUUCAACUUACUAAGAAUAAAGAUUAUGCUCAUUUACUAAUUUUUUUCCCACAAAAAGAUUAUUUUCUCCACUUCUGAUGUGAUUUAUUUUAACGUGAAGCUGUGUAAGGUUUGUUUUGUUUUGUUUUUCCCCCCAGUAACUGAAUGAGAUUCACCGAGUCAUUGCAUACAAUUCUAUCAUUCCGUUAUACUUCUACAUUUACUUCCAGAGUGUGAAUUGAAAUUGAGUAAUUUCACUUCCAUAUAUUUAUACUUUAUUCCCUCAUUAAACAAAUGAAAAUUGUUCACCCCUAUGCCCAUUCCUGCUUGCUGUAACAACUCCGAGAGUAGGGCAGACUCUUCACAGGAGGCCCAGGACAGGGCCUAUUGUGGUGAUGGUGAACCUUUUAGACCUUUCAGUGAUACAAACAGCCCACGUGGCACAUGUGCCAUAGAUUCACCACCACUGGCUUAAUAGGGUCCAGACUAAUUUGGGAGGGGGGUAACUGGGGAUGGAAACCAGGGCCUUUGCACUGAGCUACAUCUCCAGCCACCACAGCCCUCUUUUUUUUUUGAGUCAGCAACUUGCUAAAUUGCCCAGGUUGGGCUUGAACUUGGGAUCCUCCUGCCUCACCCCCCCCCCCCAGAGUGCUGGGGAUUACAGGCAUGUGCUACCAUGCUCAUUUUAAUAUAGACCUUUUUAUUGAAAUUAUAUUAAUAUAGAGCUUAUGGAACUUUGUCUUGUAAACCCUCUUGUACAUUCAUGUGAAAAAAUUUUCUUCCAUAAUACAAUGAGAUUCAGAAUGAGAGGAUUGAAAUUAUUAUACAGUAACCGUUAAGAAUAAGAUUCAUUUUCACUACUUAUUCAAUUUCUGGCAUAAUUGUUUAAUAUAUAUAUUAUGUAUGUGUGUAUAUAUAAAUAACCUUCAUGGCUAGAAUAGAAAUUCAGGGGCCAGGGAUUUAGCUCAGUGGUUCCGCCUGCCUUAGAAGCGCAAGGUCCCAAGUUUGAUCUCCGGUGCCAAAAAAAAAAAGAAAUUCAAAUACUUUUGAAAAUAAUAAUAGAAAUGUAGUGAUCUGUUUUUUGCAAGAAAACUGAAAAUAUAUUCAGUGAAGAGUACCAUGAAAAAGAACAGUCUCCAAUUCAGUUGACCAGAACAGAAUUUUUAUUAACUGUGCACAUGUUUAAUAUAAAUGAUGAUACCUGCAGAGCAUAAAUGUAAGAGUUGAGGAUAUGUCAGUGGAACAGGUUUUUUAGAAACAAACUUGAGGGCUGGGGAUUUAGCUCAGUGAUGCUGCCACCUGCCUCGCAAGAGCAUGGUCCCGCGUUUGAUCCCUGGUACCCCCCCCGCAAAAAACUUUGAAAACGUUGGUGCCUAACACUAAAUGGUCCACUUGUAGGAAAACCCAUAAUUAUGAUGUAUGAAUGUCUUUUUUUAUGUUUAAAUGUGUUGUCUAUUUAAUAAGUUAAUUAAAAUGCAGAUUAAAGCACCACUGUUUGCUUUUUCCACAGUUAACUUUUCCUUAAAGUAUGUAAGUAGCUUUGCAAAUGUAAAGUAGCGCUAGAAAAUUUCAUUUAAUGGGCUGGGGAUUUAGCUUAGUGGUGCAAUUGCCUGCCUCACAAGGGGAAGGUCCUGAGUCCGAUCCCCAGUACCAAAAAAAAAAAUAAAGAAAGAAAGAAAAUUUCACUUAAGCUGUUGAGAUCUGAUUCCAUUCCAUGAGUUGUCACUUAGCCGUUGUUUAAAAAAAAAAAAUACUGUAUUGUUAAAAGUCAUUGUUAAUUGGACUCAAUAUGGGCUGCAUUUUUGCAGUCUGGUGUAGCAGUGUCUUUUAACACAGAUAAUAGAGCUAGAAAACAUGCUUUCACUUUUCAAUUACAAGAAGUCUAGGUUUGUAGCUAAAGGUGUAUAUUUAAUACUGUAUAGUUAAGAGUUCAGAACAAAUGAUAAUGUUUUUUCAAUUUAACUCCUUUUGUGCCUUUCUUGGUCAUUAAAACAAAUAUUUUAAUAUGUUAUUUAUUUGUGAAAUGCUAAUCUUCAGUCCAUACCAAAAGACAAAAAGAAGUGGGGAGCCUCUUUGCACUACUACGAUCAGUCAAUUCUAAAUCAGUUGAAUUUUUAAAUAUUUUUUAUAGCUUACCUUAAAGUAAAUCUGAAAAAACAAGUCUGACAAAGACACUGAUUUUGAUGUGUAAUCACAAUAUUUUAUACCUACCUUUAUUAAUUAAAAAUAAUUCUACACGCAAGUCCUGACCCAUAAGGGACUUGCUCCUGUUUGGGACCAGCAGAUGCUGGCUGUCCCCGGAGCCAUGUGCUUGCCCCUUUGGGAGCCAAGGUGGGACAAGAACUGUGCCUCUCUGUUCCUGCACUCAGAGGCACCUAGGUGUCAGGACAGGCACGGUCUUUGACAAAGUGCUCCUUUCUUCAUUCAAAGUCUUAUGAAAGUUUCAAAAUCUUGCCUUAAAUUGUUUGAACUAUUUUUUUAGGAUUCAAGUAUUGUGGCAUUUAAAAAAAACAUUCAGGGGUGGGAAAUUUAACUCAGUGGUUCCGCCGCCUGCCUCGAAAGUGCAAGGACCCGAGUUUGAUCCCCAGUACCAAAAAAAAACCAUUCACUUUUGAUAAACUUUUGAUAAGAAAGGAUUGAAGCCUCACUAUGAUAAUGUAUAGAUUUACUCACAUACUGUUUCAUUAACAGUACAAAUAUGAAUGAAUAUAACUAGACACACCUAUAAGAACCAAAUACUUUAAUUAGGAUAGUGAUUAAAGAUGUAUAAUAUUUUUAUUAAUACUUUGAAUACAUUUCAGUGGAUUGAAUGUGACUUCAUAACUGUACUACGAUUGUAUUUCUGGAAUAAAGGAACUAUCCUGUCA
Molecule: messenger RNA, 8730 nt
Organism: Heterocephalus glaber (naked mole-rat)
Lineage: Eukaryota; Metazoa; Chordata; Mammalia; Rodentia; Bathyergidae
Gene: Pik3c2a
Product: phosphatidylinositol-4-phosphate 3-kinase catalytic subunit type 2 alpha
Biological process (GO): phosphatidylinositol-mediated signaling; cell migration; phosphatidylinositol 3-kinase/protein kinase B signal transduction
Cellular component (GO): phosphatidylinositol 3-kinase complex; cytoplasm; plasma membrane
Molecular function (GO): phosphatidylinositol binding; 1-phosphatidylinositol-3-kinase activity; 1-phosphatidylinositol-4-phosphate 3-kinase activity
Source: RefSeq, a predicted model, not a curated record